Molecule: messenger RNA, 6730 nt
Organism: Esox lucius (northern pike)
Lineage: Eukaryota; Metazoa; Chordata; Actinopteri; Esociformes; Esocidae
Gene: scube3
Product: signal peptide, CUB domain, EGF-like 3
Exons: 23
Coding region: 353-3442 (1029 amino acids)
Biological process (GO): signal transduction
Cellular component (GO): cell surface
Molecular function (GO): calcium ion binding
Source: RefSeq, a predicted model, not a curated record
GAGAGCGAGAGUAGGAGCAAUGCGCGGAUCCUCAUAUCUCCCCACCCCCUUCCUCCUCUUUGCUCCACUCCAUCUCUCACAACACUCUCUCUUAUAUUGAAAUUGGUCUGAGGCGAACAUGAUCACAGAAUACCGCUUCUCUAUUGCCGCACGUUGUGGGGCACUACGCAAAACCCGAUCCCUUGAAAUAGAAUAACCGGACAGGCUUAAGGAAAGGGCUUCAGAGUCCCACAAGAUACUUAGAAAGCUGGACACACGUUUUCUUAGAGGAAAAAAAACGUCUGUCUGUGCGUGUUAAGCGUUGCAAAGUAGCCUAUGUGUUUUAUUUAACUAACUACCGGAUAAAGUAGCCAUGUAUCUGCACGUUAUAAUGCGCGCAAGCAUUGGAUUAGUCGGUUUCUGUCUCGUCGCCUUUGUCCAACAGCCAGCUCGCGCUUCUGGAGGUAAAUCCACUCAAGAUGUGGAUGAGUGUGCAGAGCAAAUUGACAACUGCAGUAUCGAUGCCAUCUGCCAGAAUACCCUCAAAUCAUACAAAUGUAUCUGCAAGUCUGGCUACAAAGGGGAUGGCAAGCACUGUGAAGAUCUAGACGAGUGUGCGAGUGAGUACACCGGUGGCUGUGUCCAUGACUGCAUAAACAUUCCCGGGAACUACAGGUGCACGUGCUACGAUGGCUUCCGCCUGGCUCACGACGGACACAACUGCCUCGACGUGGAUGAGUGCUCGGAGGGGAACGGUGGAUGCCAGCAGAUCUGUGUCAACAUGAUGGGAAGCUAUGAGUGUCGAUGCAGAGAAGGGUUUUUCCUGAGUGACAACCAGCACACCUGCAUCCAAAGGCCCAAAGCGCGGUCAGAGGGCACCAAGGAGGGCCCCACCUGCAUGGACAAGAACCAUGGCUGUGCUCACAUCUGCCGGGAGACACCAAAGGGAGGCAUCGCUUGUGAGUGCAGACCUGGCUUCCAGCUCACCAGGAACAUGAGGGACUGCAAGUUGACCUGUAACUAUGGCAACGGGGGUUGCCAGCACAUCUGUGAGGAGACGGACCAAGGCCCCAGAUGUUCAUGUCACAUGAAGUUUGCCCUGCACGCCGACGGAAAGACAUGUGUAGGGGAGAGGAGUGUCCAGAACCAGGCUGCCCCACAGCUGUUCCCCAAUGAGACGUGCUCCGUGAACAAUGGUGGCUGUGACAGUACGUGUCAUGACGCUGUGACUGGAGUUCGUUGCAGCUGUCCUGUAGGCUUCACUCUACAGCCAGACCGCAAGACCUGUAAAGACAUUGACGAGUGUCGCCUGAACAACGGGGGGUGUGACCACGUGUGUCGGAACACAGUGGGCAGCUUUGAGUGCAGCUGCAAGAAGGGCUACAAGCUGUUGACCAAUGAGAGGACUUGCCAAGACAUUGAUGAGUGUUCUUUCGACCGGGCAUGUGACCAUUCCUGUGUCAACUCCCCUGGCAGCUUCCAGUGCUUCUGCCAUAAAGGCUAUGUUCUCUACGGUCUGGCACAUUGUGGAGAUAUUGAUGAGUGCAGUAUAAACCAUGGCGGCUGUAAAUAUGGCUGUGUCAACACUUUGGGCAGCUACGAAUGUACCUGUCCACCUGGAUACAAGCUGCACUGGAAUAAGAAAGACUGCAUUGAGAUGGUGAAAUGUCUACCUGGCCUAGUAGCACCCAAGACCACUCUGAGUUGCAGUAAAACAGGCAAGAAAGAGAGCUGCUCUCUCACCUGUGCUUCCAAGGCUCAUUAUCUGGCAGAAUCAGACAGCAGCUACACAGUGAGCUGUGGCAUCCCAAUCCUACGAGGCAAAACCCCAGCCAGACUUAACACAAGCAGCAGUCAGAGCUGCGUAGAGACAGGGGCCCCUCCAGUGAAGCAGACAGCCUCUUUCAAGAUCAAAGACGCCAAGUGCCACCUCCAUCCCAAGCUGACGGGUCGGGCUGAGGACAGGGGCCGAGCACUGGGGCCAGGUGAGGGUCCUCAUCCGGCCUACAUACCAGACUUUGGAGGUGGGCACCCCUGCAAUAACUGCCUGGUGACAUUUGUCAACCUUAAAUGUGACUCCUCCAAAAAGGCCAAAGGGCGUCGUGCACGCAACCCCAACAACAAGGAAGUCACCCGUAUCACUCUGGAGCUAGAGGCAGAGGUCAAGCCCGGGGACACCACGGGGAGCUGUAACCUAAGUUGCCUGCGCCAGCGUAUGGAGAAGCAAGUGAAGACUUACAUCAAGGCCCUGAAGAAGUCGAUCAACCAGGAGCGCUUCCUGAUACGCGUGGCUGGGCUGGAGUACGAGCUAGCCCAGAAGCUGCCCCAGGUUGCCACCAGCCAGGAGAACUGUGGGCCAGGACGUGAGAAGGACAGUGGGCGCUGUGUCAGAUGCUUGCCUGGAUCGUACUACCAUGGGGAACAGGAGCGCUGCGUCCAGUGUCCACCUGGCACCUUCCAGGAGAGGGAGGGGCAGCUGGCCUGUGACCUGUGCCCGGGCAGUGAUGGGCACGGACCUGCUGGGGCACGCAACAUCUCCUCCUGUGCAGGUCAGUGUCCUACGGGCUACUACGCCAGUGACGGGUUUAAACCAUGCCAGCCAUGCCCGUUAGGCUCCUACCAGCCGGACCUGGGACGGACCCUGUGCUUUCCAUGCGGCGGGGGGCUGAGCACCAAGCGGGAGGGGGCCAGCUCUUUUCAUGACUGCGAGGUCAAAGUCCAGUGUUCCCCCGGUCACUAUUACAACACCACGGUUCACCGGUGCAUUCGCUGCCCCCUGGGCACCUACCAGACAGAGUUCAGACAGAACUACUGCAUCACCUGUCCCGGCAACACCACUACAGACUUUGAUGGGGCCACCAGUGUCUCUCAGUGCAAAAACCGAGAAUGCGGAGGAGAGAUGGGCGAGUUCACGGGUUACAUCGAGUCCCCCAACUACCCAGGGAACUACCCAGCUAACGUGGAAUGCAUCUGGAACAUCAACCCGCCUAGCAAGCGCAAGAUUCUCAUUGUGGUGCCUGAGAUCUUCCUGCCUUCUGAGGAUGAGUGUGGCGAUGUACUGGUCAUGAGGAAGAACUGGUCAGCCACCUCCAUCACCACCUAUGAGACGUGCCAGACUUAUGAGCGUCCCAUAGCCUUCACCGCCCGCUCACGCAGACUCUGGAUAAACUUUAAGUCGAAUGAGGCCAACAGCGCCCGAGGCUUCCAGAUUCCUUAUGUUACCUACGACGAGGAUUAUGAACAGCUUGUAGAGGACAUUGUCAGAGAUGGAAGACUCUAUGCCUCUGAAAACCAUCAAGAAAUCCUAAAGGAUAAGAAGCUGAUUAAAACUCUCUUUGACGUGCUGGCCCACCCAAACAACUACUUCAAGUACACCACCCGGGAGUCCAACGAGAUGCUGCCCCGCUCCUUCAUACGCCUCAUAAGCAGCAAAGUAUCCGCCUUCUUACGACCAUAUAAGUAGUGUUCAAGUCAACCCCUUCACCUCCUGCCCCAGACACCGCCCCUUUCAAACAUGUAACUCAAACAGGACUUCUAAGUUGAUAAAAAUAACUCUUUUUUUCAUAUAGUAGGCUUUGAAGACACAGUUCACUAUGCAGUCUCAUAUGUAAAAUUAUUUUCGUAUCUGUAUGCCAUUUACUUCCUUCCAAAACCAUGUAGUCUCUGAAGUCAACCAACUUAGGUCAAAAUAAUUCCUAACAGGUUUUCUUGCUCAGCUCUUUUUAAUAUUUAACACAACUGGUUUUGUUUUUGUUGUUGUCAUUCUUGUUGAUACUAUUAUAUAGCAUAGUUGGCCUUGUCUGUCAUUUUCACAGCAAUCUAUAGUGAGAAGGAUGUGUGUGUGUUCUGGAUUUCACGUGACACAUGUUAAGUCUUUCAGUUGGACAAGAGGUGCGUUUGUGUCAGACAGGAAGACGGUUGAUGAAAGUGCCAUAAGGUUGUCACAUUUGUUUUAAGAAGGAAUUAGAAAAUCGGAAACCUGCUUUAAUCAGCAGGUUUCACUUGAGUUACAGCUGCAGAUUUGACCGUGCCAGGACAAGUCUGUUUCGAUAACUGUAUAAACUUUUCUAUAUCCAUAUACUCCAUGAGCACUCGUCAAGGAGAAGGACCUGUCCGUUUCAUGUCAUAGUUACAUUCCACAACAUUCAAAGCCUUACUAUAUUUGAGCUCUUAGAGCAACUUCUUAUUACGGUAUUACUGUUAAAACAGUUUUUUGUUUUGUUUUCUUCUGUCCAGAUUGUAUAACUGUCUGUUACCUACCCUCACAUAUGUUCAGUUAUUCUAUAUCCAAGUUAACUUAAAGUGUAUAAAAUUUAGUUUCUAUUUUCUUUCCAAAACGUGGACAUUUUGGAAUGAAAUAGAAAACUUGUUUUGUGAGAGCCACAAGAAAGAGACAGAGAAAAGUGUUUAUGUCUCUGUGGACCAUGACAGGGAGAGACACAGUGAUGUCUUAGCUAAGGGACAAGCCUCUGUGAUACAGACAAUGUCUUUGUUGGACACAACUCUGUGAGAGGAAGACAGAGAAAUGUCUUUGAGAAACAUAUGUUUGCUGCUUCUUUUAAAAAGGUCACUUUAAUUCUUCAAUCUCAAGUCCUGUUUCUGGUGUUUUCUUGACCUCACGUCACACUAAUUGUCAAUUGCUUUAAUAUAAAAGAAAGUUGAGUGUUCAGAGAGAUGCAUCAUAAGUAUAUAUACAACUCUACCACCUAUACUCAUGUAAGUUGAUAGUCACAUAACAUUUGUCUUUCCAGAUCCAUGGACUACCAACCAAUUUUAUUGUCUGUCUUUCAAUCUUGUAAAUAAUGAAAAUAAAUUAGACGAGGGUUGAAUCCUUUUAAUCCAAAUUCAUUUGAGCUUAAAUAGAGUCCUUAAAAUGUCCUUUUCACCCUCUACCUAAUCCAAAGAGCGCACCCCUUUCCCAAUACCUUUUAGAUUCUGUCCUAUUAACAUCAGCUCAUCCAAAGACUACCCACACAGGCAGGCCAAGUGAUCAUGGUGUGCACUAGAGCGACAGCCUGUCAUCUUACCUUUGUUGUGUAAGUGCAAUGAAUUAAGUAUCCAUAGUCAUCUUUAUCUCUCUGUAUCCUGAGAAAUUCAAACAGUUAAAAGACAGACUCAGCAAAAUGACACAUAGAUUCAGAGACAGAACAGCAUUGUAGGUCAGUUUCUGCAACAAUAGUAUAUAGUUAAAUCUUAGCUUCUUUGUUGGUGCUGUGGCUACCACACUGUUACAUUGUGGAGCAAACCUGAGCAUAUUUGCAGAUAUUUUCCUACAUUGUGCUGCUGUUGUCUCUUUUUAGAAGUGCCAAUACAGAACAAAAGAUUGACUUUUUUUGGACAAAUUUAAACAGUGCAGUGAAUGGGUUGUGAAUGAAGGUACUGCAUUUAUCUUUUCACUGCAAUAAUUUUGAAAAGGAAAUUUAGUUGAUCAGUACUCUUAUCAAUACAAUAAUUGUGAUUGAAUGAAUGCGACAAUUGCAUUCUGUGUAAAAGCUUCUGACGAUGACAACGAGCAGUCUUAACACACACAAAAUCUUUGUUGAAAAGAUAAAUGUUAGCUACUGCUAAAUAUCAUAGAGAUUUCCCUCAGAAGUGUAUGUUUUUUUUAAAAGUAAAUACAUGCAGACCUCAUACUAAGAAACAACUGUUGAGUAAAAUGUCACACAGAAUAUCUGCCAAAUCUGUAUUAAUUUAAAUGUAAAAAAAAAAAAGGUGUAGCUACAUGUAUGGUUGUCUUAAUGUACCAUUCAUUUUCAUAUUGCCCUCUUUUUGAUCCCAACAUUUGAAUGUCCAUAGCAACACUUCAUAGCACACACUGCUUCCACCCAGAGACAUCUAUUGAGCUGUUGACACUCCAUAAAAGCAAAGGUUCCUGGAGGAUCAUUUGUAGUUUCUUAAAACAAAACAUUUGUGAGAACCUCUAAUUAGUCCUCAAAAAACCCUUCUAAUGGUUCAGCAUAUUACUUUUUUGAAUAACCAAUGGAACCCCUAAAGGUUAUUCAGAGGGCAGCAGAUGGCCUAACCUAGCAGUUAGGAGUGUUGGGCCAGUAACCCAAAGGCAUGAUCGAACAAAUCUCAGAGCUGUCAGGGUGAAAUACAACUAAAUAUAUUAUAAAAGGUUAUUUGAGGAAACAUUAAAAGGGGAUUCUCCAGGAACUUGUUCUUUUUAGUGUUCCACCCAUCUUGGCUCAAUAUUCCCUCACUCCAUAUUCCUCCCUCUCUCCCUGCAGUCUGAAAACAUCCCAGAUCAACAUUCCCUCUCUCCAUAUUCCUCCCUCUCUCCCUGCAGUCUGAAAACAUCUCAGAUCAACAUUCCCUCCCUCCAUAUUCCUCCCUCUCUCCCUGCAGUCUGAACACAUCCCAGAUCAACAUUCCCUCACUCCAUAUUCCUCCCUCUCUCCCUAUUGUCUGAACACAUCCCAGAUCAACAUUCCCUCCCCCCAUAUUCCUCCCUCUCUCCCUGCAGUCUGAAAACAUCCCAGAUCAACAUUCCCUCUCUCCAUAUUCCUCCCUCUCUCCCUGCAGUCUGAACACAUCCCAGAUCAACAUUCCCUCCCCCCAUAUUCCUCCCUCUCUCCCUGCAGUCUGAACACAUCAGAUGUUGGUAUUUGUAGCUUUUUUUUUAAACAUGAGUUUGCUAUGAUGUAUCAUAGAGUUGAUAAUGGUAUUUGCACUUGAAAAUUGUUAUUGCUCAUGUAAAAAUGUCUGGAUUUUGUAUUGUCUUUUUAAAUGAAUGGAAUUGGUGUUCUUA